CUGUGUGCUCGGAGUCAAGAACUACAUGAUCUGAUCCGGGGACGGGCUGCUAUGGAUGUAUCGGCAUCCAAAGUGAAAAGUGAGGAGGACAGUGAGGUCCCAUUGUGCCAGGUGACCCAGAAGGGCAUGAUACUUUUACCUUCUGCCUCAGCUGUCACUGUCCCCAUAGUCACCUGCUCAGAAAUGCAGCGAUCACUGGUGGGAGAGCAGCGAGAAAGGAGGGAAGCAGCGCCAGUUAUGGCCACGGUGAACUCGCAGUUCUGUUUCAGCUCCCGGGAGCCUAAAGAGGAACCUGCUAUACAAGAUGAAAGCCCUCAACAGACCAUAGAAAUAACCAGCCAAGCCUACCCAGAAGGCCUUGAGGGAAAGGACAGCCCUCAUUCUGAUACUACACUGUGUCUCUGUGAUACGUGUGGCUGCCAGCAUGUGCCUGGGGCAAAAUGUGAAACCUGCGGUGAAGUCUGUCAAUUUAAAGAGAGCAGGUCCGUGAUCGUGGAGCCAUCACAAGGUUUUGGGGUAGGCAACGAGACCCCAAAACCCGUCAAGAAACGGAGACCAAAGGAAUACCAAAGUCCAGCAGAGUCGGAGGCUGAGCCAAUGCUGAAAGAGCGGAAAAGCCCAGGAGAUGCUGAUGAUCCCCAUGUGAGGAGCUCAGAAGGGGAACUAUGGAGCCAGAGAGAACCACAAAUUUCAGGGGACGAGUCGGGAGAUUCUUGGUCUUGGUCUUCUUACCUGGAGGAACAGAAAUGCGUUGCUGCUCCUCUUAAUCUCUUUCGGGAGUGCCAGCUGGGAACUCAGCACAAGAAUGGCUUCAAGGUGGGGAUGAAGCUAGAGGGAAUCGACCCCCAGCAUCCAUCCAUGUAUUUCAUCCUCACGGUGGCUGAGGUGUGUGGAUUUCGUAUAAGAGUUCACUUUGAUGGGUAUUCAGACUGCCAUGAUUUUUGGGUGAACGCCGACUCGCCUGAUAUUCACCCUGCUGGUUGGUGUGAGAGGACUGGACACAAGUUACAGCCCCCAAAAGGAUACAAAGAUGAAGACUUCAGCUGGACCCAUUACCUGAGACUAACAAAAGCUCAUGUUGCUCCUAAACAUUUAUUUAUAACCCCAAAAAUUGGUGCUCCCCCAUCCCUCUUUCGGGUGGGUAUGAAAUUAGAAGCUGUGGACAAGAUGAAUCCAUCUCUCAUAUGUGUGGCCAGCGUUACUGAUGUAGUAGAAGACAGAUUUCUUGUGCAUUUUGACAAUUGGGGUGACACCUAUGACUAUUGGUGUGACCCUAGCAGUCCCUAUGUUCACCCUGUGGGAUGGUGUCAAGAACAUGGGAAGCCUCUCACCGCCCCUCAAGACUAUCCAGACCCUGAUAACUUCACCUGGGAGCAAUACCUGAUGGAGACAGGAGCCACUGAAGUGCCUGCCCGAGCCUUCCACACUCGGCCACCACAUGGAUUCAAAAUCAACAUGAAGCUGGAGGCGGUAGACAGAAGGAAUCCUUCACUGAUCCGGGUGGCAUCGGUGGUGGAAGUGGAAGAGUGCAGAAUAAAGGUUCACUUUGAUGGCUGGAGCCAUUUGUAUGACUUUUGGCUGGACGCUGACCACCCAGAUUUACACCCUGUGGGUUGGUGCCAGAGAACAGGACACCCACUGCAAACUCCACUCCGACACCGUGAUUCUCCAAACUUAUCACCGGGCGCUUGUGUGUCUCUCAGCUGUAAAGGGAUUUCUCACUCACGAAGCAAUAAAUACAGUUUCCACCACAGGAAGUGCCCCACUCCUGGCUGCGAUGGUUCUGGCCAUGUGACCGGAAGAUUCACAGCUCAUCACUGUCUGUCUGGUUGUCCCCUGGCUGAUCGGAACCAGCAACCAGCAAGAAGCAGGAACCCUAUCCCACUGCCACCUCGGAGGAAAUCCAGACAUCAUGGCAGAAUUGGACGUCCUCCCAAAUAUCGCAGAGUGCAACAAGACAGCUUUCAAGACCCAGUUCACCAGUCGCUCUUUAUGUCGGCCAUGUCGGUCCAUCCUGAUCGAGCCCUUGCUCACUGCUGGGAACAGCACUGCCGACUCUUGCCUGGCGUUGCUGGUAUCAGUGCCAGCACUGUAUCGAAAUGGAGCACAGAAGAGGUGUUCAACUUCGUGCAGACGCUGACAGGAUGUGAGGACCAAGCCCGACUUUUCAAGGAGGAGAUGAUAGACGGACAAGCCCUCCUGCUCCUAACACAGACGGACAUUGUAAAGAUCUUGUGCAUAAAACUGGGGCCGGCAGUGAAGAUUUACAACUCCAUCCUCAUGUUCAAGAAUACUGAGGACUCUACAGACUGACUGACCUACUGGCUCAAAGAUCCUGUAGACCUUCGUUACCAAUGUCCUAGGCUACCACAUGAAUGCCCUCUAUGCAGAGCAAAUAUGGUUUUCUGAGACACUGAAUCUGAA
Bufo bufo (common toad) is the source of this 2424-nucleotide messenger RNA. It is a transcript of the gene L3MBTL1, whose product is annotated as L3MBTL histone methyl-lysine binding protein 1. Gene Ontology annotation, biological process: regulation of DNA-templated transcription. Bases 52 to 2313 code for a protein of 753 amino acids. Gene Ontology annotation, molecular function: protein binding; zinc ion binding. Lineage: Eukaryota; Metazoa; Chordata; Amphibia; Anura; Bufonidae. The transcript is spliced from 22 exons. The record is from RefSeq and is a predicted model, not a curated record. Gene Ontology annotation, cellular component: nucleus.